GCCGCCCGUCCGUCGCCGCUGUGCAUCCCUCCCCCGGGGCCGUUCCUUCGCACCGCGGAGCGACGUGCAGCCACGUGCCGCACCCGCCUCGUUGCCGCCCUUGGAGCUGCUUGGCACGGGGUGCGGUUCCGUGCACAAAGCGGCCCGUAGGAGAGAAAAAAGGCUUUGUAUCGAGGCAGCCCCGCGUGCUUUCGUCGUGAGGUCACUGCAAUUAGUGAAGCGUGUGGCGAUUUGUCCUGGCCCCGUGUUCCCGAUCCGUGCCGUGGCACUUUGGGAUGGAAAAGUACGGGCCUUGUGGUGGAACCUCUGAGAUGAAAACGAGAGCUUUUCAGUUGUCUGAAGCUUGAGAAACAGUAACUUGCAGGAGCAGUUCUGAGCACAGUUGGGCAUUGAGCUGCACGUUGGUGCGGCACAGUGAGCAAAGUGACCACCUCAAGCAGAUCUUUGGAAAGCACCGAGAAGGGAGGGUGAUACAGGCGAUGUAUCCUCCAGUGUGAGGCGCUGAGUGGAGCAGUCACUGUCAUUUUGAACACAGAGCCUGUCAAGACUGAAUCUUGUGUGGAACGAGCUCGUUUGUAGUCACAAGUACAGCCAGAGAACGAAGGAGAAGCAAGUGGCAAAGAGUCAAGAAAACCAGGCAAUGGAAGGGAAGGUUCAGCUGCAUUUAAGGUAUUGGAAAUAAAUGUCUUGGGAUGGAGAACUCUCUGAUGAUCAGAGAGCAAGAAAGAAAUACGCGAGAAGGUUAAGAAGUGCCUGGCUCUCUGCAUUGUUGCCUGUUUGCACAGAUUUCUAGGAACUGCAUAUUUCUGUCAGUUGGAGAGCAGUCAGCCCACAACUGUGUUAUCCCAGAGCUGUGUAUCCGCUUGGACUGGGGAAAACUAGAAGAUGGAAAUCCUGUUAAGCAUAUUGUGAGGCUAACAGAAGGAUCAGAUGGCUAUACUGCUCAAGCCGGCAGUUUACUCUUUAAUUCUCACCAUCAGUGAGUUAACUCUCAGAACGAAUGCCCAGUAUAUCACAAAGUUUAAAAUGGCAGGGAGAGGUAAAUUUUUUCCAGUAUCCAUGUCAGCCCAUGGGACGAGAGAGUUGAUGUUUGUUUUCCCCUUGCUCGCCCUCCUGAAGUUCAUCAGGUGCUCACUGCAACAACAACAAAUGCCCCCAACAAAUGUCCUUUCCCAGAUACCAUCACAGCAUCCAAUCCUGGAGAAAUGUCUAACAAAAAUUCCACCUGCAAGCUGACAAGGUACCUCAGUAGCAUGCUAGCUACCGAGAUGAUUCUCAGCUUGUGUUCAAUCCACUCAGUCUGUGACUGCCUACAGGAGCUUGUCACUCCAAAUGUGAUGAGCCAAAGCAGCCUUGAAGAAAGCUCCUCUGCUGGGAUGUUUUGGGAUUGUUUGAGUGAGGCUGAAGCAAAUGCUUAGUAAGAUAUGGGGUUGCCACUAAGAGCAAAGUAUUGCAUCAGCAGACGUUCUUCAUCAGAUGUUUCAGCCUGUGUGUACCACAUUUCAGGAAAACUGUGAAAAAUUUAACACUAGGAGAAAGUACUUCCUGAGGUAGAAACAAAACCAGCAGAAUAAUAGGUAUACAGGUAUGUAUUUGUUUCUGUUUUAUCUAAUGAGGGAAGAUUGGAAAGGGAGAAUGCUACUUCAUGAGAUUCCUGGCGUCCAGUCUUUGAUUUCUGGCACAGAAGCAGGGUUGCUGCAUGCUGUAGUGAUGUGUGACAACCACAGUGCUUUGACAGUCUAAUUGUUCUUGAUGGGAUUUCUCAGGUGUUGGGGAUGUGUUUCUGAAUCAGACAUGUAUCCAUACGUAUCUCAGCAGUCUUGUUUUUGCUGGUCAGCUUCUCCAAUGGGAAAAAGGGUGAAGCAGCAAUGGAGAGUGAGAGAGAGGGACGCAGGAGGUGAGUGGACUACAUCGACUUGUCCUAGACCGUGCUUUGUCAGUCAGCAUCACUGUUAGCUCAGAUGAUUUAGCACAGUGUAUUCCCAUGUUAUUCCCUUUGCACUGCAGAAUCCGGAGGUGAGUGAUUCAGUAGUUGAACAGCUCCCAUGCAAUAUUUGGUGUUGGUCACCUGAAGUACAUUAAGUAUAUGCUAAUGUGAAAGAUAGGGCUGGAGUUACACCUUCUGCUGUGCACUCUUGCCCAGAUUUAUUGCCAGUGUUAUCUCUGUAGUCAACACAGCAUCACUUUGUUGUAGAACAUAAGGAUUUGGAGGAGCACGACCAAAACCCAGCAGUGUGUAUUCAGGUUCAGCCUCCGCAGAAUGCAAUGGGGUUUUCCUGAACUAUCCAGACCCAUUGUACCAGAUGGUACCGUAUGGAAGUAACACUGAUCCUUUGACUCUGUUGAUUUCUAAUUAGGUUUCUAGUAAUUAAUAUAGUUUGCAGGCCUUGCAUGAACUCUGCAGAUUACCCAUUCAUGUGAAUGAUUAACUGAAAGGGGAUUAAUCCUGGCAUAAGUUCAACCAAAAAUAAUUUUCUAGCCCUGAAAAUCUUCUCUGACAGGCUAGUAGAUUUUAAUAGGGAAUGAGACGUUGAUAUUUGUGUAGUUCCAUUUCACAAAGAGGAACUUGCCAGAAGAGUGUUAAAAAUACAAGCAUGGUAGAUAUAAAGCAUUUGGUCACCACUCUCAGAUGCAGAGUUUGGAUUUUGGGUGCUCCUAUGUGGAGUCGAGUGUUGGACUUUGCGAUCCUUGUGGGUCCCUUCUGGGAUGUUCUGUGAUUCCGUGGUAGCAUAAAAGUACAAAGAAGUGUCACCCAUGAAAAGUCUCACCAAGUUUAGGGAAAUUGUUUUAAGGUUUCUCAGAGGAAUAUGCAUUUCUGAACCCAAGGUUUUUGCUGGUUUAGCAUGUUACUCUGUGCCUUUUCAAACUUCUCCUGUGACCACUCUAUGGUUGUACAUAAAUACCAAGAAGAUCAGCUAUAGUUUUCAUAACACAUUGAAAUCUGUUUUAAACAGCUGCUGUGUGUCUGUUAGACUGUCAAACACUUAUUUUAUAGGAAAUAAUGUGGAUUCUCAGGUCCUUUGGACCAAACUUAAUCCUCAGGCAUGCACACUGAUCUCAGUGUGGGGAAGUCUGGAAGGUGUUUGGUCCAGGGAAUUGUCAGUGCUGCACAGUGUUUCUGAGUCUAUGAGCCUACAAGCAAUGCCAAUAAGCAUUUUUCCAUUCCCAGCAAUUUCUUAGCCCGUGCAAAUGCCUGCUGCACCUAGGCAGCCUGCAGCAGAUUGAGCCAAGCAGGAGAGCACCAUGAAAGCUACUGCAGGCAAUGACAUUCGUGCAGGAGGUGGGAAUGGGAGCAGAGAUGCAUGCUAAGGAAAGGGGGAAAGAAUAACAUCGUGUUGACUCAGUCUCCUCAUACAGAGAGGAGAAUGCUGGCUGCACCUAGGGAUGAGCGAAGCUGAGAAAGGGAACAUGGGUAGAAGUAAACAAGGGCGUGCUACUGUGUGUUAUAGAGCUCAGAAUGUUGAACAUCCUUAGCAGAUAAAUACCCUAAAUCAUUAUAUUCUGUAUAAAUAUUGGGCCAGGGGCCUCUUUGAUAUAACUGCAAUCAUUGACUAUAGCAAGUGCAUCCAGGUGCUUGGGGUGCUAAUUUUACUUAAUGGAUAAUAAGGGCCGUCAAAAACAGAGUUGCUACUUUGCUUGGGUUUCAUUGAAAGAUGCACUCCUAAAAGGAGAGGAAAUCCCCAAAAUGAUACUCAGUGAUUAAGUACAUAGAAUAUAGGAUUUCAGCGUUUGCAAAUCCUUUUUUUCAAAUGAACUUGUGGCACUAAUCCUCUAAUGGCAUUAUUUCUUUGGAAUAUAUGCCGGAUUAAGGAGUCACAAUGAGGCAAAGUACAAAAAUCCACAUUAAUCUCUCACCAGUGGAUGCUGUGUGGGAUGCAACUUUAACUGUGUUUUUCCAGACCUGGUCUGUUCCUAUCCUUGCCCCAGGUCUACACAGAGGGAGGAACAGAUAUAAACAAAUGUGACACUGAGCGCUCAGCAGAUGGUCACAAGCCAUUUAACUAGAUGGAAAGGCGUGGGCAUUUAUUAUUUUUAAACUGCAGAAGCUAAGCCUGCCCUAUGCUGUCUGUGGUGAACUGCAGGAAGUAGAUGUACGGGUCUGUGGGGCAGGAGCAGGGCAAUGUUCACCAGCGUGCAGGGAGAGAACAGCACUGCCCAGCCUACCAGCUAACGAGGGCCUGCCCACCAUUCUGUAUUGCACAUGCAGGGCACAGCCUGGGCUACUGCAAAGUAACAUCCACGCGUUCAGCCCUUGCUCUGGUCAUCCUGCUUUGCUUUAGGAUAACCUUGCUGUCCCCUCAUCCUGCAUAGCUUGCUUUCUAGGAAGAAGAAAUUAGGUCGCCGUGAAAAUACAAUUCCCUUCUCACCGGAUUACAGGGAUGCUGUCAUGGUGCCAUGAAGUAUUUUUACUCUCAUUCAAUGGCCUAAAGUGGUGAUAGAAUUUCUGAAUGGUCAAUGCAUCACUUAAUGCACUGAUGUCAGAGCGCUGAAGCUAGCCAAGCCUAACCACUGUAAUCAGUGCUUAACGUGCUUAAGGAUUUCCCCAGUUCCAGGGAUCAGGGAUUAUCAGAUAUUCCCGUUCCACCUUGCCAUCGAAGCACGGUGGGCACAGAGCCCUGAGCCCAGCAGAGCCUGGCACACGUGCAAGAUGUGAGUUGCCUUGUUGCUGUUUCAUCCCUGGGCACUCUUGUUAAGCAUGACAUUGAAAGUGAAUGAAAGCUGUUGAGUUCGAUGAGUUCCUUACUGACAGGAGUGCUUUGGGUUCUCAGCUGUGUAACUGAGACACCCAGCUGGGGGUGUAGGGCUCACAUAGGUGCCCUUUCCCUGUGGAUACAGAGCAAGGUGCUGAUUUCAGAGAUUGGGUCAGGACAGCCACCCCUAGGAGGAGGCAUUACAACCAGCUUGGAGAUCGCUGCUGUUUGGGAACAGUUAUGUGCCCUUCAUUCUUGCAGGUAAAUGCUGCCCAUGACAACGGGUUUUGUGCAUUUUUUCCUUCUGCAAACAUCUUUCUGUGUAGUAUUUCUCAUAGGUGGGAGGAUUUCCCCACUGUUCACUCGAAGUUUUCUUCUCCUAAUCUUAUCCUAUUGGCUCCCAGCAGCGCACUGUGCCCCAUUCAGGCCUGUCUUAAUCAUCUGUACGUUGACACACUGAGUCAGGGCUGUCCCCAGCUGGUGUCUGCUCUGCUUGCACAGCAGUCAUUACUUUUAUUGACCAUCUUUAUCGCUCCCCACCAAAAGCACUCCAGCUUGCAUAUGCCUGUAGUGUAUACAUAGCAGUGAGAGGUCCAUGUAUAAAUGGUGUUGGAACAGAUACAGGUGAAGGUGAGCAGGAAACGAUGAAGAAAACUGAUCUGGCACACAAGGGGGGACAAGAAGUUUUGGGUUGGUGUAGGCUAUGGGGGUGACAGCAUCACAGAUAUUGGCCAGGAGCAUCAAAGCAAGAAAACGUAACUCUUGCUGUCAUGGAAAUCAGAUUCACACACACACAAAUAUAGGGUAGCUUGGUUUAUGCACCUGAUGUGCUCUGUGAUGUCAUACUGUGCUAUCAUGCUGUUGCCUACAAGCAGACUGUGGUGGGUGGCACAGCAGGACCUCUCCUCUCCUGCAUGCCGUGCCACGAAGUGCCCAGCAGUGAGCUGCCCCUCCGUGCUCCUUUCCAUCGCCAAACUGCGACGCCCACUGACACCUGCCUUUGCUCAGCCUCCACCAACACUCCUGACAAGUAUGGACAAAAGGGGUGGGAAAACAAAGAGCUUUUCUUCAGGUGCUGCUGUAACCCGACCUGCGAGGUGACUCAGCUGGCAGCAGCUGUGCGGGACGUGGGGCGGUCAGGGUGCAGCUCUCAGCCUUCACUGCCACUUCCUCCUUUCUGCAUUGCCAGGGAGCUCAGCUGCAGCGCCAGCAGAGAGCACCCAACUGGAUCCUCAGCUCUCCCCCCUGAAUAGCGAGGCUGGGGCAGCAGGCUGCUGUCAGGAGAAGUUUGGGGCAGCAGAGCAGCAGGAAGGACCCGCAGAGCUGUUGUGCAGAGCUGUUGUGCAGAGCUGUUGCUGUCAGGCUGAUGAAGACGGGAACACUCAAAAGAAAAGCACCUGGAAUGUCCUGAUAGGUAGAAGUGAAGUUUUGUUCACGUGCCAUGGCUUAUUUCUGCCAGCCCUGAAAGUGCUGUAAAAGGUGAAACAAACCCACAGGUGUACCGAUGGAAAAGACAGGAGACACACAGAGUUGCCAGAACAAGAAUGAGGAAGACAUCCCAAAGAGUUCCCCAUUUGACUUUGUUAUAAAACAGUUCCAAGGGAAGAAAUCCUCUUCUGGAAAGAGAAAAGAGCAGCCUUCAGCCAUCCAGAAGUUCUUCAGUGGCUUUGACUUUGGGAAAUCAGAAGGCAAGGAAAGACAAGAAAUUGAAGAAACAGAAAUAAACAACUGUGGAGCUGAUGAUCAGAGUGAGAAGGAAAAUCUCUCAGUAGAAGAUGAAUCUUCGCAGCUGAUUUCUGAAGCAGAGUCACCACCUGGUGAGCAGAGAUUUAACCAGUUCAUGCAGAAACUGGGAAAGAAACCCAACAGCAAGAACCUGGAUCUCAAUAAUUGUGCAUUAAGUGCAGCAGAUGUAACAGAGCUGGCUUCUUUACUGCCAUUUCUCCCAGAGCUGGAAGAGAUCAGCCUGUCCUGGAAUGGUUGUGUUGGAGGGACUUUGAAAACCCUCACUGCUCAGUUCCAUCAUGUGAAGCUGCUAAAAGUCCUUCGACUUAACAACUGCAGGCUGUCAGCUGAGGAUGUCACCUCCUUGGGAGAGGCAUUUGAAAUUGUUCCUCAGCUUGAAGAACUGGAUUUAUCAUGGAACAGUAAUAUAGGUGGCAAACUAUCACUCCUGACAAAAAAACUUCGGAAGGGAAGCAAGAUUAAACUUCUGAAAAUUACAGAUUGUAACCUGACAGCCAAAGAUGGAGAAUCCCUUGCUGAAAUACUAAAUGUGCUCCCAAACCUUGAAGUAUUAGAUCUCUCUAUCAACAAACACAUUGGCUGCAGCAUGAAGGUCAUUGCUCAGGAUCUGAAAAAUGUACCAGGCCUCAAGGAGCUGAACUUGCACAUGUGUGGAUUAAAGCAGGACAGCCUCCAGGGCUUAGACACUGCUUUACAGCACCUUACAGCACUAAGAAAAUUAGACAUAUCGUGUAACAAAGAGAUUGGUGGUGGCUUUAAAGACUCAACAGCUCAUUUGGCCAGCUUGAAAAAUCUCGAAGUCCUUGACCUCCACCAGUGCUGUGUAACAGAAGAAGACAUGAGCGUUUUGUCCCAGGUCAUACCUUUACUCUCCAGUCUUCAAGAGCUGAAUUUAUCCUGGAAUAAAAACAUAGGAGUCUCAUCUGAUCCUCUUCUCGGCAGACUCAGAUUUUUACCAAAGUUGAAAUCUGUGGCCAUCAGCAAUUGUGGUUUAGGCAUGGAGUCCUUUUCAUCACUAGCUGAGGCUGCCCUUCACCUUCCUGAACUGGAGAUAUUAGACCUUUCUUGGAAUAAGUGCGUUGGUGGAAACCUAAAGCUGCUUUUGGGAGCACUAAAGCUUGCAACGGAGAUUCAAGUGUUAAGACUGAGCAGCUGUAACUUGGUGGCUGAAGAUUUGGCGCUUCUAACAUUACUGUCACACGAUGGCCACCUAGCCAGGUUACAGAAGCUGGAUUUGAGUUAUAAUAACACCAUCUCUGAUGAAGGGUGGAUGGUUUUCUGUCAAGGCUUAACAGUAUUCAAAGAACUCUCAGAGCUGGAUGUCAGUCUUCGUCCAUCAUCCUGCCGUGCCUGUGGGACAUGGUUCAGUGAGUUGUUAGCAGCACUGACAAAACUGCCUGCAUUGGCAGAGCUGGGGAUGCAAAGAUGGGUCCUUUCAGAAUUGCAGCGUAAACAGCUGGAAGGCUUUAAUCAAGACAACAAAAGAAACAUUCGUUUUGACUGUUGACGGAGGUUGGAGGUUUCUGGAAAGCCUUUCACAAGCAAGAUAUGAACUAAGUAUUGCGUGUCUCUCACUUAGGAAACUGCACAGUUUCUAGUUAUCUCUUCUCAUGAGAGAACUUGAAAUAGUUCAAAAUUUAUAUAAAAACAGUUAUUUAACUUCCUACACACAUAGAUUAUUCCAUUCGAUAAUGUAUUCUUACAGAUUCUCUGGGCCAUGCUUACUCUGCUGUUAUGACACUACUGAAUAUGCUUAAGCUUCCAGUUGUGAAUACUGCAGUGACUGAUACCAAAGGAGCAAUGACAAUUUCAGAUAGACACAUUGCAGGUUUGCCAAUGCAAGGAAAUUGAGUGGAGAGUGCACUAGUGCAGAUGGAUGGGCAGUGUAAUUAUGGCAUCACACACAUACAAGGAAGAUGUUUCCAAUGCAAAAAUACCUGAAACCUCUAUGUUUUAAAAUUUUGUUCCCCCUUCCCCAUACAUUUUAAUUUUUGUGAAUGCAUUAAAGCUACAUAAUUGUGAGAUUUGGAAAGCAUCCCAGCAAUUCAGGAUUGUAUGUCAGUCCAGAAAGAAGAAAACAGCAAGAGUUGUUCUGCCUCUGCUAUGGCUCUCAAUGCCAUCUGAUAGCGUAGAUGGAUCCUGCAUACAGAAUCAGCAUAAAAUCAAGGUAAGAAACGUUUGGUUGAUGUCUUUGCAAGCCUCAGACAAGGGAAAUACUGCAGUAGGUUAGAUCAGGAAAGUCCUGCUACCUUAGCAACAAUCUGAAACUUUCUGCAUUCAAGACUAAUCCGUUAGCUUUUUAAAACAUUUUGUGGCAUAAGAUGUUCUUAUUCUCAUCCUAAAUGUGGAGGAAAUCUAUCCAGGGAAGCAAAAGCUAUUAUUAAAAGCCACAGGGCAGCUUCUAGCUUGGAGCAGACCACCCUGCUUUGCACUCAAAAUGUUAGAAAAUGUACCGACCUGGGUCAUAUAAGUGGCUCUUCUUUUUACAUUUGAUGAUUUCUUAUUUGGUGUUUUAUUGGAUUUGCUUGCACAGAACCAUAUUCUGGCAUACUCAUUUAUGUCAUGGAACAUCUUAACCCACAUGUGAGCUCAAAGACUGCACUGGGAUUAUUCAUCCGUAAGGUAUUUUAGGAAGUAAAGAUAUUAGAUCUGCCCACUGAGUGAGGAGUCUUAGAGAAAUCCUGAGGGAUAAAGUACUGCUCAAUUAGCCCUGAGUUUGUUCUACACACUGCAGCAAUCUCCUGGAUGUGAGGCACAAGAGAAUCAUCAGCUGGCACUUUCCUAGCUUGCCCACAUCCCUUCAGCAUGUUUUCCCAUAGAGGUGCAGGACAAUACUCAGCCUUCAGUCUGGGUGACACCUCUAACACCAGCUUCUGACUGGCUCUGAGUUUAUUAGUAGCAGCUAACCACGUUGUGCUGAUGCCACUCCAUUGUUUAAUCCAUGAUUUCACGAGGGUCUCCCUGGACUUCCUGGCUUCACUUUCAGUUCCACCGAAAAGGGCACUUGGAUCCCACAAGCUCUGAGGAAAGUGAGAUCAACCAGAGUGUCGUGGUCAGAGGUAGCAGUGAAUUGCUGCAAAGUGGGAUUGGUUAUUUUGUACAGAUUUCCUCAGCCCCUGAAGGGGCAAAGAGCCCCUGUUUCAUACAGAGCUAACAAAGGAGCCUUUCAAGCUGUUAUUCAAGGCAGGAGAGUUAUUUUAAUGUGGAAACACUAUCACCUCUAUUUCACAGCAGCACACCAACCUUCUCUUUCAAUCGCUUGUCUUAAUGGGACUUUCCUUCUCAAAUUUGCCUUUGCUCCAUCUGGAGAAACGAUCCUCUGUCUGUUCUGUGGGAAUCUCUGUGAAUCACUCCUCUCUCACUUGAACCUCUAAUUCAGAGCGAGAUGGACUUCGCUGUUAGUUUGAUUAUGAUGUCUCUCUUGGGCUCCUCAUUCUCGUUUCCAGGGCACAGUAAGGAUGUACUGUUUGCAGUCUCUUCACUUGCUUUUUUACAUUCCCUUCCCAGUCCUUUGCCCACUCAUGAAUCUGUCAUGCCUGUUCUGCCACAAAAAUAUUUUACUAAAUCAUUUUGAUUAUCUCAUUUGUCAGUCUUCUCAGAAGUGCCCCUUCCAACAUUUUCCUCCUCAGUAGCCUCUGCUGUCAAAGCAGCACCAGUUUCCUAGUGAGAUGGAAAACCAAAACUGAGCAGUGCCACCUUUCUGCACUUAAUAGUCUCCAGUUCUCUCCUACCAAGAAGCUUAUUAGUGAGAUUUCUGUGACAACGGAUUCAAGAGCCAAACAGAAGUAAGAUCCGUGCCCAGGAUGCAGAUGUAGCUCAGAAGAACAUGACCUGGAGGUGGAGCUCUUGGGAGAGCUGGAUCUCAGUGAGCCUGCCUUCUCCUUCCUCGGGGUGCCACCAGCUUCUCGUUCUCUGGGGAGCUCAGGCAUGGGCAGGGAGAGCAGGUCUGGAGUUCUGCCAGUUUAAGUAGAGAGACCUGCUCCCUCCCACUUGUGCGUUUUGACUCUGCACAGUGGCUUGUCCUAGUUUAGCUCUGUGCUUUAGGUGCACUGUGACAGUGUUCUUACACGGCAGGAUCCAGAGCCAUUGUCAAAUGCUGCAUUUUGCAAACUUGCAGUUUUCAAAUAAACCUGUUGUGCACAGACAUUUUACAGACUGUAACUCAGAGAUGAGUUACAGCACUAAGGAUUUGACAGCUUGCAGUCAUUCAAAACUCUGUAACUGCAGAUUGUCAGAACAUUAGGGAGCAUUUUUGCAGAAGAUGGAGAUACUUGGAGGUACUUUGAAACAGCUCUUUACACUCCUGUAAGGCAGAAGUGUUGUGCAGAUCGUGG
Molecule: messenger RNA, 10771 nt
Organism: Meleagris gallopavo (turkey)
Lineage: Eukaryota; Metazoa; Chordata; Aves; Galliformes; Phasianidae
Source: RefSeq, a predicted model, not a curated record